Molecule: messenger RNA, 2466 nt
Organism: Drepanopeziza brunnea f. sp. 'multigermtubi' MB_m1
Lineage: Eukaryota; Fungi; Ascomycota; Leotiomycetes; Helotiales; Drepanopezizaceae
Biological process (GO): protein N-linked glycosylation; oligosaccharide metabolic process
Cellular component (GO): endoplasmic reticulum membrane
Molecular function (GO): Glc3Man9GlcNAc2 oligosaccharide glucosidase activity
Source: RefSeq, a predicted model, not a curated record
AUGCUUCUCCCCAACACCCUGCGCCUGUCAGUGGCAGCCCUCCUCGCAAUAUGCGCCGCGGCCGACGAUGCCUCGAUCCUCUACAAUGAGGUCGCGAGGAACAGCAACGAGAGUCUACUAUGGGGCCCAUACCGCCCGAACCUUUAUUUUGGGGUCAGGCCCAGGAUCCCGAAGAGCUUGAUGGGUGGGUUGAUGUGGAGCCGGGUGGAUAGUUAUGAGAUUAUGCAGAACUCCUUUAGGCAUACGUGCGAGCAGGGCGACAACAUGAAAGGCUACGGCUGGGACGAGUACGAUGCGCGGACUGGAGGCCAGCAGACGAUCUACGAUGAGGGGAAUGGCAUUGACAUCAAAACCACGUUUGUUAAGAUUCCUGGUGGGAGUAACGGUGGUGGCUGGGCUGUACGUGUUAGAGGCAAAGUCCGCGAAGGCGCGCCUCUGGACUUGAAAAGUACUGUGGUGUGGUACAACUCCCUCGAAGGAGUCGGCAGUCUCGAGAUCGAAAAUGAGCCGGAGGAGCUGGGCUAUGAAGGCGAUGUGACGCUGAAGGGUGAGUCCGAGGGAUUGGGACAGUACAAAGUUACUGUUACAACGGGCAGAGGAAACCAUCCGAAGACUGAGCAUGCGUCGUAUGAGGAGAAGCCGCUGGAUCGCACGAUUGUGCAUUCGCUUCAGGCGGUAGAGACGACCUUGUGGCAGGUUAAGGGGGUGCUGCUCAAGAUGUUGAAGGUGCAGAUUGACAAGUACAUUGACAGGUUUGGCGAGGAGAACCCACCGCCGCCGUUCCAGCUGUACACUAUUGAGAAUAAGGCUGGACCAGGAAAUCUACAUUUGGUGCAGAAGGUGUUUGAAGGGGACUUUGAGUUUGAUGUUAUUUUCAACAGUGGCUCAGCCGAGAAGGAAUACACGAGCCAGGACGUUAGUGAGAUUCUGGCGAGAAGCUCGAAGGGGUUCUGGGAUCGAUUUGUGGCUACUUUUGAUCCUCAGCCGCCGUUUGGUGUCGAGAGGCUCCAGAGAUUUGCUGGAAGCAUGUUCUCAAAUUUGCUUGGAGGAUUGGGGUAUUUCUAUGGAGACUCGCUCGUUGAUAGAUCGUACGCUCCAGAAUACGAUGAAGACGGCGAGAAUUUCUGGAUGGAGACUGCUGCCGCGAGAGCCAAGAAGCAAGAGAAGCUUGAGGGCCCCUCGGAACUCUUCACCACCGUUCCCUCAAGGCCAUUCUUCCCCCGUGGUUUCCUCUGGGAUGAAGGGUUCCACUUGAUGCCGAUCGUAGACUGGGACUUGGAUAUCGCUCUCGAAAUCGUCAAGAGCUGGUUCAAUCUCAUGGAUGAAGACGGGUGGAUCGGCCGCGAGCAAAUCCUCGGAGACGAAGCUCGCAGCAAAGUCCCAGUCGAGUUCCAGGUCCAAUACCCGCACUACGCCAACCCUCCGACCCUCUUCUUCGUAAUCGACAACUUCAUCAGCAAAAUUCAAGCUAUGAACGGCUCUCCAUCCACAGCGACGGAGAGUCUCGGCGCAAAGCCCAACUCCGUGUACCUCAAAGACCUAGAUCUUGCCCUCCACUACCUUCGUGAGCUCUACCCUAAGCUACGAACACAUUACUUCUGGUACAAGAAGACGCAAUCCGGCGAUCUGAAGACCUACGAACGCGAUGCCUUCUCCACCAAAGAAGCAUACCGCUGGAGAGGCCGCAGUCCGCGUCACAUCCUCACCAGUGGUCUCGACGACUACCCUCGUCCACAACCACCGCACCCAGGAGAGCUGCACGUUGACCUCAUGUCCUGGAUGGGCAUGAUGACCAAGUCGCUCAAGAAUAUCGCUACGCUCCUCGACUACUCGGACGAUGUAAAGGAACUCACCACCGCCGAAACCGCCAUCCUGCGCAACAUCGACGACUUGCACUGGAGCAAGAAAGAAAAUUGUUACUGCGAUGCCACUAUUGACGACUACGAGGAACACUCGUUGGUAUGCCACAAGGGGUAUAUUUCCCUCUUCCCGUUUUUGACGGGCUUGUUGGACCCAGAGAGCGAGAAAUUGGGUCACGUGUUGAAGUUGAUUGGGAACGAAGAGGAGCUGUGGAGUGACCACGGUAUUAGAAGUUUGAGUCUGCAGGAUGAAUUCUACGGCACGGAUGAAAAUUACUGGAGAGGCCCGAUCUGGAUGAACCUCAAUUAUCUUGUUGUGGUGCAACUCUUGAAAUACGCACAAACCCCGGGCCCUCACCAGAGCACCGCCACCGACCUGUACAGCCGGCUCCGCAUCAACCUCGUCAAGACCGUGUACGAGUCCUGGGCCGAGACAGGCUUCGCGUGGGAACAGUACAACCCCGAGACGGGCAAGGGGCAGCGCACGCAGCACUUCACCGGCUGGACGAGCUUGGUGGUGAAGAUUAUGGGGAUGCCGGAUCUGAGUGGGGGGAAGUGGACGUUAGAAGAGGUGGGAGAGGGGGGAGAUGAGCAUGAUGAGCUGUAG